CUCUGCUGUUCUGAGGUGGCAGGAAUGGUUCCAUGUGUACUUGGUCUGUUGCAGAUCAUCCCGAUGGUCACUGAACUCAUUGGGAGCAGUUACCGCUACCACCGAGCAGAGUGCCUGGAAUACUGCAUCAUGGUGAUUGGGGUUCCCAACGUGGGCAAGUCCUCCCUCAUCAACUCCCUCAGGAGACAGCACCUCAGGAAAGGAAAAGCUGCCAGGGUGGGCGGUGAGCCUGGGAUCACCAGAGCUGUGAUGUCUAGAAUUCAGGUGUGUGAGCGGCCACUGAUGUUCCUGCUGGAUACCCCUGGGGUGCUGGCUCCUCGGAUUGGAAGUGUGGAGAUGGGCCUGAAGCUGGCCCUGUGUGGAACCGUGUUGGACCACCUGGUGGGCGAGGAGACCAUGGCUGACUACCUCCUCUACACCCUCAACAAACAGCAGCUCUUUGGGUGAGUGGCAGCGUGUGGGGUGGAUGGGGCUCCU
Messenger RNA from Galeopterus variegatus (Sunda flying lemur), 477 nucleotides. RefSeq names its product mitochondrial ribosome-associated GTPase 1-like. Gene Ontology annotation, molecular function: GTPase activity; GTP binding. Bases 25 to 447 code for a protein of 140 amino acids. Gene Ontology annotation, cellular component: mitochondrion. The record is from RefSeq and is a predicted model, not a curated record. Lineage: Eukaryota; Metazoa; Chordata; Mammalia; Dermoptera; Cynocephalidae. The transcript has 5 exons.